Messenger RNA from Pichia kudriavzevii, 3102 nucleotides. RefSeq lists its product as uncharacterized. The record is from RefSeq and is a predicted model, not a curated record. The transcript has a single exon. Gene Ontology annotation, cellular component: cytoplasm. Lineage: Eukaryota; Fungi; Ascomycota; Pichiomycetes; Pichiales; Pichiaceae. The coding region runs from base 1 to 3102 and encodes 1033 amino acids. Gene Ontology annotation, biological process: tRNA methylation. Gene Ontology annotation, molecular function: protein binding.
AUGGUGGUUGAAAAAAAAAAGAACCAUAGUCAAGAAAUCUCUAGUACCCCGCAGAUGGUAGAGGUUAAGAUGAUUCCGGUUCAGCAUAUGGGUCCCAUUUGUUCACUGAAAAUUCUUUCUGAUGGACUUUUACUUGCUGGUAACGGGCCAACAUUAGAAAUUUACAAUUACGUAACAGGUGAAAAAUUAUUUAAAAGGAUCGUUUUCAAAAGAAAUAAAAUUCAUGGUAUUGAGUUUAUCAAAAACGGUGAAGCAUUCCAACUUGUUGUUUGGGGAGGUAGAUCUUUGUCUAUUUUCACGUUAGAUCAAUUCAAGGACGAAAAUUUUGAGUUACCACUUUUAGGUGUCGGUGAUUGGAUUUUCCAUUGUGUAUUUCAAAGUUCAACUGAUUUGUAUAUCUUAAACUCACACAAUGUUGUUCACCAUGUCACACUCGUUUCCGAUAGGCCGAAAUUAUUGGAAACCAUAGACUGUAAUUGGAAAUCUAUCCUCUAUUCAGGUACUCUACACUUAAAUAGAGACAACAACAAAAUUACAGUGUUAGCGGGCACUGUUAUGAAUGGUAUUUUAGUUUGGGAAUUAGAGACUGCAAAAGUUAAGCAUAACCUGACUUUACAUGAAGGUUCGAUUUUUAGCGUUAAUGCUUCACCUGAUGGUAGGUAUUUAAUUAGCUGUUCUGAUGACAGAUCCAUAAAAGUGUGGGACAUGGAGUCUGGUAAUUUAUUAUCUAAUGGCUGGGGUCAUGGUUCUCGUAUAUGGGGAUUGACCAUCUAUAAUAUGACCGCCGAUGGGUUCAACAUGCUCAGUUGUUCAGAAGACUGCACUGCUCGUAUUUGGACUUUCAAAGACGGUGCUGAUGAAAUAAAGCAAGAGAGGAUUAUAUUAGGACACACUGGUAGACACGUUUGGAGUUUGGCUGUUGACGAUGAGAAAAUGAUAGGAUUCACUGGUGGUGCAGAUGGUAAAAUCUUAGUUACUGAUUUAAAUGAGCAGGGUAGAAAAGGAUAUUGGGGUCAUAGGUGGGAAUUAAAAGAUAUAUUUAGAGAGUGCAAUUAUGAUUUAGAGAAAGGUGAGCUCAUAAAAGAGUAUGUUGAUUUUGGCUAUGGUUUGUAUGCAGUCACCUCCGAAGGAAAAGCGAUGGUACUAAAGGAUCAUAAAUCAUGGUCUCCACUGUUUACCGAUUCCAGGUUUGAGAAAUUUUGUGUUUUGAAAGGUUUUGAAAGUUCGCCUAUUUGUGUAUUAGGCAGCAAGCUAGGUAGAGUCAUUAUCAUGAAGUUCAAUGAAAAUUGUGAGGUGAUCCAACAAAAUGAAAUUGAUCUUUCUUCCCAUUUUAACAGAUUGAAUAACAUUCUGAUUCAUGAGUACGAUGGUAAAUAUUUUGCUCUUUUUGAAUCACCUAAUCCUAAGCACCCAUUGGUUUAUCAAGAAUUUGACCCAGUUACUCUACAAGUCCUGUAUGAAGUUUUGUUAGAAAAACCGGAUGAAAAGGUAUGUGUUAGUUCUGUUGAAUAUAAUAAAGCGAAGGAGUAUCUUUUAGUUGGUUGUAGGUAUGCUACAUUGAUUGUAUAUCAAAUCAAAUCCGCAGAAAACAAACCUACGAAAGUUUACAGUCAUUUAUUCAAAGGUGAUACUAUUUCCUCUUUAAAGUCUUUAGAUCAUGAAGAGUGUAUUUUCCAUUUGACUAACAAAGAUGGUACAUACCACCUCAUGAAAAUACAUGAUAAUCUCCAGUACGAGUUCCUCCAGAGCAGCAGAAUUCAAAAGGGUUUUCUCGAAGGUGGUUUCAAGAUUCCUAAUGGGGACUUAAUUUUCUAUGGCUUUAAAUCCGAUAGUUUUUUCAUUUGGAAUGAAACAAAACAAUAUGAAAUCUUACGUGAGAUUUGUGGUGGUCCACAUCGACGUUGGUUUUUUAAACACUGGGUAAAUGAAUCUGAUAAUCGCCUGAAAUAUAGACUGAUUUACACACGUGCUUCUGAAGUACAAUUGGUUGAAAAGGGUGAAGCUGAAGCUGUCGAAACGCUUGCCACAGGACUUCAUGGUAGGGAGGUCAGAGAUAUUUGUAUUGUUGAUGCUGAGGACGAAAAUGAAAAGGUUGUCAUAACCGGUGCCGAAGAUACCACAUUGAAAAUUGGUACAUUGAAGGAGAACGGUGAUUUCCAGCUACAUUGGACUUAUAGAGAACAUGUGGCUGGUUUGCAAUCUAUCCAUGCCAUUAAUAGAAACUAUAUCAUAACAUCUUCAGCUAGGGAGGAAUUAUUCAUAUGGAAAAUCACUGAAUGUGACGGAAAGAAGUGUAUGAGUAUGAAUGCAUCCUUGAAGCCAAGUGAAAAGAACCCAGAUUUAAGAAUUAUGAAUUUUGACUCCAUUGAGGUUUUUUCGGAGAAUACAGCAAGAGGAUGCCUAAUUGUCGCAGUAUAUUCUAAUUCCGCCAUUAAAGUUGUUUACUUUGAUUUCGAAGAAAAGAAGUUUAGCACUUUGAUUGAUGACGCUUACAUGCAAUGCUGCAUUUUUCAUGUCAGGUUUGUUUGUAUUGGCGGAAAACUGCAUAUCAUGAUUGGUUCUACAAAUGGGCAUCUUACAAUUUAUGAUAUCUCAGAAACUACCGACAAAUAUUUUGUUGCUGAGUAUGAGGAAAACAGUGUCAAAUUGAGAAAAAAACCUGUUGAUGUUGGUAUGCAAAUAAUGAAGCUAGGUAAACUAUUAAUCAAUCAGCAGAUUCAUCAAUCGUCAAUCAGGGCACUAGCAACAACACAAACUUCCCAAAAUGAAGUUUCAAUAGUGACUGGUGGUGAUGAUAAUGCUAUUGCACUUUUGAGGCUCUACAAAUGUCCCGGAUCCCAAACCAAGCUUGACCUCAAGUCGUUUGAAGCAUCCGCUGCUUCUUCUACAAUUACAACUAUCACACAUGUCAACAAAAACCAAGUUCUUAUUGGUGCGGUUGACCAAUCAAUUAAGUUAUGGAACAUUAACAAUGGUUUGAAAUUGGUUGCCAACAAAUACUCUACCGUUGCUGACAUUGGGUGUUCCGAGAUUACGCAUUUUGCAAAUGGAAAAAAAUAUGCUUUGAUUGGUGGUGCUGGUCUUUCAAUUUGGAAUUUGUAA